GGGAGUCCUGGCAGGACUUGCCAGGAUCAGGGCAAGACCCAUUUUGAGAGGCAACCUCCCAUGCCCAAGUGGGGCAAAUAGCAGCAGGCAGAGCCCCUUGAAAGGCAAAGACCGCUCCAGGAGGAGAGGGCCAAAAGAGGAGACUGGGAACGGAAAAGGGCUGCUCCUAUGACACAGAUGUGGCUGCGGAGGUGGAGCAGCAGGCAGGAGGCAGGUCACAAACAGCCAGCACACGAGGAAGUGCUGGGACACAAGCCAGUGUGGCCAGGGCAGCCGGCCGCAGCAGCUCCAGGUGCAGCAGACCUUUGCUGGUCAGGGAAGGACCGGGAGCAGAGGCAACCAGAACUGCAGGGACCUCAGCCAGGACCUGGAGAUCCCCUCAGCAGGAGUCUUCUUCCAGCCAAAACAGCUCUUUGUUCUGCCAAGCUGGUUGGAUCCUGCCUGGUGCUUCCUCUGGAAGCCCCCCUGGUCUCCCCGGUAGGCACCAUGGAGGCAGCAGCUUUGCCAGCUUUGCACAGAUUUAACCCAAAUACCGAAUGAAUGAUUUGGAGGAAAUCCAUCCUGGGGAAGAGAAUUGCAGCGCUUCACCAGCUUCGUUUGACGAGCCGGGGUUUAAUUGAACCCCAGGGUCUCCAGAGGUGCUACCUGCUGCUCCUUGGGGAGGCCCUCCAGGUCACACUCAACGAUGUCACUGUCUGUGCGCCCGCAGCGCCGAGUCCUCGUCACCAAGAUCAAUAGGAGCCAGUCCUUUGCAGGAGUGAACUCGACGGCCGACCGGCCCUUCAGGAACCUCUCGCCCUUCACCCCCACCGUCUCCCGCAAGACUGGCUCCAGGGUCAGUAGGAUGUUCUCAAUGUCCCACAAAUCCCCACCACCCAAGGUGCCUCAGCCCAACCGCCUGGACGAGGUGUACGAAGCUCUCAAGAAGGGCCUGACAGCCUACCUGGAGGUGCACCAGAUGGAACUGGAGAAGCUCAGCACCCAGAUCCGCGAGUCCAAGAGGAAUUCACGCCUGGGCUUUCUCUACGAUCUGGAUAAGCAAGUGAAGUCAAUUGAGCGCUUCCUGCGUCGCCUGGAGUUUCAUGCUAGCAAGAUAGAUGAGCUCUACGAGGCUUAUUGCAUCCAGCGGCGGCUCCGUGAUGGAGCCCACAACAUGGUCAAGGCUUAUAGCACGGGCUCGCCGGGCAGCCGGGAGGCACGCGAGAGCCUGGCUGAGGCCAGCAAGGGCUACAAGGAGUACACGGAGAACAUGUGUUUGUUGGAGAACGAGCUGGAGAGCCAGCUGGGCGAGUUCCACAUCCGGAUGAAAGGUAACACAUCCUGCUCCAUCCCUGGCUUGCUGCCUGCCUGCCUGCUGCCUGCUGAUGCCCCUCUGCCUUCUCUUGCAGGACUGGCAGGCUUUGCCCGGCUUUGUGCUGGUGACCAGUAUGAGAUCUUCAUGAAGUAUGGACGGCAGCGGUGGAAGCUGCGGGGGCGCAUUGAGGUGAACAGCAAGCAGGUGUGGGACAGCGAGGAAAUGGUUUUCUUGCCCCUCGUCACUGAGUUCCUCUCCAUCAAGGUGACGGAGCUAAAGAGCCUGGCCAACCAUGUUGUGGUGGGCAACGUGUCCUGUGAGACCAAGGACCUCUUUGCGGCUCUACCCCAGGUAGUGGCUGUGGAUAUCAAUGACUUGGGCACCCUCAAACUCAGCCUGGAGGUGACCUGGAACCCCUUCGACAAGGAUGACCAGCCCUCAGCAGCCAGCACUGUCAACAAGGCUUCCACAGUGAACAAGAGGUUCUCCACCUACAACCAGAGCCCACCUGACACGCCGUCCCUGCGGGAACAGGCUUUCUACAGCCCGGGGCGGGCGGCCAACAAGCAUGGUUGGUCCUUGCUGGACAUCUUUCGGGAGACACUCUUCGAGAAGCUAUCUCAAAGCUGCUCCUGCGGCGACGUCUCCUCGGCCGAGCUCGGGAGAUGGCCGCAGCAGGGCCGCAACAUGCUGCGGCGCCAGGAGGAGCUGGAGAACGGCACGGCCUGGUCCAUCUCCUCCGAGUCCUCGGACGACUCCUCCAGUCCCCAGCUGUCUGGCAGCGCCCGCCAUGCUGCGCACAAGCCUGUCGUGCAGCCCGAGGUGCAGGCCUCCGCCCCCGCCAUCGAGAUCUCCUUCUCCCAGCAGCCGGAGGAGGCCAGGGCUGGGCCCGGGGCUGGCGGCGUUGGCGUCCCCCCUGCCGGCAGCCAGCCGGAGGAGCCGGGCAGCUGUAAGAAGGUGACGGUGGCCAACGGGCACAUGCCCUACUCCCGGACUCUGAGCCACAUCAGCGAGGCCAGUGUGGAUGCCACGAUGGAGGCCAAGGCUGUGGAGAGCCCCUGGGAGCCUGCGCCCAGCCCGGAGGAGGACGCAGGGACCGGGGAGCAGGACGUGGACCCCCUCCCCGGCGCCUCGGUGGCAGCCGCCAUGGCAGGGCAGGACAGGGGUGCUGAGGCCAAGCCCCGCGCCUCUGUGGCGUGGGCCGUCACCUGUGAGGCGGAGGCUGGUGGGGCCGAGCCAACGCAGAGCCGGGUGCCAGCACAGGGCGGCUGCGGCACUGGGGACCCCACAGUGCUGGCACAAGCCUCCGUGGAGGAGAGGCCCGUCCCCGCCCCGCCGCUGCCUGCUGACAUCCCCGAGGUGCCGCGGGGGAAGGCAGUGGAUUCGGGUCUGGAGGAGGCCAUUGGCCUCCUGGGCUCAGCCCUGGAUGACUACCGGGGGCAGUUCCCAGAGCUGCAGCCCCUUGAACGGGAGCUCAAGCGCCUGGAGGAGAUGCUGCUGCAGAAGCAGGGCAUCUUCCUCAGCCGGGCCUCCAGCAUCAGCCUGACAGUGGAGCAUGCGCUGGAGAGCUUCAGCUUCCUCAACACCUCCGACAUGGAGGACUCGGAGGGCUCCGAGGAGGAGCCUCUCCAAGACGAAAGGAGGGCUGGAAGACCCCGGCGCAGCAGCAGGGCCACCAGCGCUGGCGAGACGGGGGCAGACGACACCGGCAUGUGCAGCGGCUCUGAGGCCAGCACCGACCCCAUGACCACCGGCAACGAGUUCCUGGAUAAGGCCCUGGUGCUUCACCUCAACAACUGCAACCGCCUGCUGCUGAAGCUGGGCACCUUCGGUCCCCUGCGAUGCCGGGAGAUGUAUGCGCUGGACAGGCUGAUGCAGGAGGCACAGGUGCUGGAGAUCGUGUGCCAGCUGACGGAGGAGCGAGCGGGAGCAGCCAGCUCUGCUGCUGAAGUGGUGCAGUUCUCGACACGGAAGGAGGGCGUGCUGCCCCUUUGGGACCGCUGCGUGGAGGUGCCCAAUGUCUACACCUGUCCCGCGGAGCGGUUCCUGCAGGUGCUCAGCGCCCAGUAUGCAGCACCCAUCAGCGAGCGGCACCCUGGCCUGGCUGAUGCCGUGUGUGUGAAGCUGGUGGAGGAUGUGAUGAAUCGGCGGCUGCCCCGGCGGCCUGGCAGUGCCCAGGGCGAGGAGAUCACCAUCUUCCAGUACUGGAGCCAUUUUGAGUCGCUCAGCACCCUGGUACUCGACAUCUACAUGAUGGAGCUGGCAGAGGAAGCACUGCUGGCGCAGAACCUCAACUCAGAUGACCAGGAUGUGGUGCUGCGUGCCCUGAAGCGCGUGCCCGAGGGCCGCCUGAAGAAGGAGGGACUGAAGGCCCUGAGCCUGCUCCUCGUUGAGGGCAACAGCAAGGUGGUGAGCGCCGUGUCGGCCCAGCUCCGCAGCCUGGCGGAAAACCCCCGCUUCCGCCAACGGGCCCUCGUGUGCUACCUGGAGCAGCUGGAGGAUGAGGAGGUGCAGACGCGUGUGGCAGGGUGUGCGGCGCUGGGCUGCCUGAAGGCCAAGGAGAGCAUUGAGCAGCUGGUUUACCUGUGCCAAACCGACAAGGAGCCUGUGCGGGAGGCAGCCAAGCAGAGCCUGAUGCUGUGCGGGGAAGAUGGUAAAUCAGCUCACCGGCGGCUGGAGGAGACCCUGGACAGCCUCCCAAGGAUCUUUGCACCAGCCAGCAUGGCCAGUACAGCUUUCUGAGACACCACGCAAACCCACCUGCCAUCCCUUGAGGGCAAAGGCACCGCUGGGCUGCCCCGGGCUUGCACAGACUGGGGCCAGCCGGGACCCGGCAGCUCCCGCUCUAGGCAGCACACCGCAGUAUUAUCCCCGCUGGCAGCUCACCACGGCUGCACACUGCCUUACGGAGCACCGCUUCCCUGCCACUGACCACUGGCCCCACGGGGUGCCAUGUACACACCCCUUGGCAGGGCGGACUCGCUGCACAUCCCACCCUCUGAUGGCUAUUUAAAAUACACGGGGAGCCCACCCUUCCUGCCCCCCUCGUCGGCUACAGCUGCUGGGACCGGAGCGGUAGGGAGAUGUACUGGAUUUCUCUGCCUCCUCUUGCCUUCCUCUUGCUUGAGGGCACGUGCCCUGUCCUAGAAGGACCUGCACUUUGGAAACCACACUGUUUCUUUCCAGGAGUUGCCUGGGCCGUGGGGACUGCUGCCCUUUGCCACCUGGAGUCCCCAGGACUUAAAUAAAAUGAAAUAUAUUAAUAUAUUCUGCUGGCGUUUCUUCUUUCCAGCUCCACGUGCUCCUGUCCCUCCCCAGCUGUGGCUGUAGGGAGUGUAGUGAGAUGUGGCCCCAGCCCAGAGCCUUUCCUGGUCUGUUGGGAAGCGCCGUGGAGGGCAGGGGCAGGAGGAGCAACAGAGGGACGGACAGAUGGACGGACAGAAGCUGCCACCUUUUUUUUGUUUAUUUUAUUUUUUGUUUACAGAUUUUUGCAGAAAAACAAAAGCAAAAAAUUCUUUUCUAUAAUGUCUCUAUAAAUCUAUAUAUAAUGUAAGUACAGAGAACGACUAAUUUUGAUUUUAAACCAGCAAUAAAACCAAACCUUUAAUGAG
Harpia harpyja (harpy eagle) is the source of this 4905-nucleotide messenger RNA. It is a transcript of the gene RIPOR1, whose product is annotated as RHO family interacting cell polarization regulator 1. The transcript has 23 exons. Bases 686 to 4036 code for a protein of 1116 amino acids. NCBI's taxonomy places the organism in Eukaryota, Metazoa, Chordata, Aves, Accipitriformes, Accipitridae. The record is from RefSeq and is a predicted model, not a curated record.